AUGAGAGAUGAAGGGUUUGAACUUGAUGUCAUGACAUAUGGUAUAAUUAUCAAUGCACAUUGUAAGGCAAGGAAAUAUGAUGAAGCACUUGAGUUAUUCCGUCAAAUGGAAGCAAAGAAUUGUAAGCCAACUCCACAACCUAUUAAAACUGUUCUCAUUAGAUCACUCACUAGUGAUUCUCUCAGCACACUCAAAGAUCAAACUUUCCUCCAAAAUUCAAAACCUCACAUUGAAACUCAACAUGGGUCUUUACCAAAAUAUUGUCUUGGUUUUUACAGACUGUUAUAUGAUGGUGUAGGCCAAGUGUUUGAUGUAAUAAAUGACAAGUAUAAUGCUUUGAUUGAGGCUUUGGGUAAGAUCAAACAGUUCAAGGUCGUUUGGAAUUUAGUUAGUGAUACGAAGCAUAAAGGGUUGUUGAGUAAAGAGACGUUUGCAUUGAUUUCACAGAAAUAUGCUAGAGCAAGGAAGGUUAAAGAGGCUGCAGAUGCCUUUGAAAAGAUAGAGAAGUUUGGAAUGAAGUUGGAAGUAUCGGAUUAUAAUAGAUUGAUUGAUACUUUGAGCAAAUCAAGAAAUGUGGAGAAAGCACAAGAGAUGUUUGAUACAGUGAAGAAGAGAAGGUUUGUACCAGAUAUUAAGUCAUACAUAAUUUUGUAG
Molecule: messenger RNA, 654 nt
Organism: Quercus robur (English oak)
Lineage: Eukaryota; Viridiplantae; Streptophyta; Magnoliopsida; Fagales; Fagaceae
Product: pentatricopeptide repeat-containing protein At1g71060, mitochondrial-like
Exons: 2
Coding region: 1-654 (217 amino acids)
Biological process (GO): RNA splicing
Molecular function (GO): protein binding
Source: RefSeq, a predicted model, not a curated record